Messenger RNA from Trametes versicolor FP-101664 SS1, 792 nucleotides. RefSeq lists its product as uncharacterized. The transcript has a single exon. The annotation marks the transcript as partial. NCBI's taxonomy places the organism in Eukaryota, Fungi, Basidiomycota, Agaricomycetes, Polyporales, Polyporaceae. The record is from RefSeq and is a predicted model, not a curated record.
UCUGGUGUCCGGCUCCCCGUACUGACGCAGCGGCUGGCGUAUCUAGGUAUCCACCAGUGGAGGGCGCGCCCUGAACGAAAACAAACUGCGCUCACCGUGGGGCGGGCGGUGGACGCUGCCGCCGCGGACUGGGCAAUCGCGCUCCGCCCAGCAACGCUGUGGAAGGCGAUACGGCAUGAAGACGUCCGCCGCACGCUGCGCGACUUCUGGUGGAAGGCGAUGCACGGCGCGCUGCGGGUCGGCGCGUUCUGGGACAAGAUCCCUGGCUACGAGCACCGCGCGCAGUGCAUGCACUGCGGCGUCCCAGAGUCGCUCGAGCAUAUCCUGCUCGAAUGCGACGCGCCGGGGCAGUCUGAAAUCUGGCGAGCCGCCACCGAGGUACUCUCUAGGAAAGGUGUAGUGGUGCCGCGGCUCACAUUCGGCGCCCUUCUAGCGGCACCCGCACUGACGGCGCCCGGGUCCGAGCCAAGGAACACCGUCGGGAGGACGAGGUUGCUACGCAUUCUCCUCACGGAGUCGUGCCACCUCGUAUGGAAAAUCCGGUGCGAACGGGUGAUUGGCCGGGAAGGCGACCCGGAACAGUACCACUCCGUCGCGGAGAUACGACGAAGGUGGAUAAACGCGGUCCAGCAGCGGCUGGAACUGGACAAGGCGCUAGCCCGGCCGGCUUCUGCAAAACGGAAGCUGACCCGGCAGCGUGUUCUCAAGACAUGGGGAGGUGUGCUGCAUGACGAAGAAGCCCUCCCUGAUGAUUGGAUAUAUAGCAAGGGGGUUUUAGUGGGUAGGCCGUCA